ACUGCUGUACAGGAAAAGGUCUGGUCAAAAUAUGAGAAAAAAUACCAAGUUCUAACCUGUAGGGUCAUGCUUUCCAGCAUAUUGGUCAUUUGCUCACAAAUCAAAAUAUGCUAUGUCAUUUGGAAAAUAUAUGCUGCAUGGAUACAUUCUUAUUACCUGAUUUCUGAAACAACAAAUCUCAUUUUAUGCUAAAGAGCAAAAUUAUACUUCCUAAGGCUGAUAUCAUCCCAGUGUUUUCAGUCCUUUUUUUCUUCAGUUAAAUCAACUCACUAUGAAAACAAACUACUCUAUAGCUGUUGCCAUAGCAUACAUACGUAAGAUGCAUGCCUAAAAAUCUGAAAUAAUAUUGAGGGCUCUGGAAUGAAGCAUCUGGAGUGUAGGAUCUAGCAGAUGAUACUUGUCUUAAUCCUACAGGUAAGAAGCUGCCAGCUUUCACAAAACAAGUCUUUAGAUAUAUUUUGUAUUUAUGCCAAAGAACAAUGUAAAUGAAAUAGCUCUUCAAAACUCAAUCUCUUUUCCUAGGCGAUAUCUCAGUGCUUUUAAGUGCCAAUGUGAUGUUGUAUUUCUAGAUUUUUAAAACAAAAGAGCAAUCUUUGUGCCUGAAAAAUCAUGUUCGGAUGCAUCCUGAAGACGCUGAAGUUCCUGGCAUUAUCCGUGUACAUACUCUUCAAAAGUUUCAUCCAAUGCAUAUUUCCUCCAUGCAAGAAGUCUUUUGCUGGGGAAAUAGUGCUUAUUACUGGAGCUGCAAAUGGGAUUGGAAGGCAAAUUGCCCUACAUUUUGCUCCUUUGGAAGCAACCUUGGUUCUUUGGGACAUUGAUGAAGAAGGUAACAGAGAAACAACCAGAUUAGCCAAAGAAAAAGGAGCUAAGCAAGUGUUUGCCUACUACUGUGAUUGCAGCAAUAGGGCAGAAGUCUAUGAACAGGCAGACAAGGUUAGAAGAGAAGUUGGGGAUGUUACUAUUCUAAUCAAUGAUGCUGGCAUACUGCACACCACAAAGUUUCUUGACACUCCAGAUGAUGAUUUUGAAAAAACCUUGAAAGUCAACUUCCUGUCUCAAGUUUGGACUUGCAAGGCUUUUCUUCCUGCCAUGGUUGCCUGCAAUCAUGGACACCUGGUCACCAUGUCUAGUGCAGCAGGACUCUUGGGAACCUACAGAUUGACAGAUUAUUCUGCUAGUAAAUUUGCAAUCAUUGGAAUGAUGGAAGCCAUUGAUUCAGAACUGGAUGAGGCAGGAAAACACGGCAUUAAAACCACAAUUGUUUGCCCCUUUUUUGUGAAUACUGAAUUAAUUAGAGGUAUUGAAACCGAACACCCGAUUUUACUUCCUAUUUACGAGCCAGAGUAUGUAGCCAGCAGGAUCAUAGAUGCAAUUCGAAAGGAAAAGAUGUAUCUGUUCAUGCCUCCAACUUUACACCUUUCUGGUUUCAAAACUUUAAUUCCCAGAAAAAUCAUACUGCUCCUGCAAUCUUACCUGGGGGUCUACAACAGCUGGGACAAGGUCAUAGGUCGGAAGAAGAAAAAUUGAAACCAUAGUAUUGUCAAAACCUCAAGUGCCAUCAAACUGGUUUUUUCGGUAAAAUCAAUUUUUAAGCUCGUUCAUUCUUUGACAGAAAAAUUGCUUCUUGUGUAAUCCUUGACAUCACUCAGCAUACAAUAUAAUUCUAAAUAAUUGUCUUUUAAUCACUGAUUCUCAGCCACAACCCUCUCUCUCAUUUUGUGACAGCACGCUGCUUACAUACUUAUCUGAGCUCUCAAAAAUAGUCAGUAAAACCAGGCAUAGAUGUUUGACUUCAUUUCUUACUCUUUGAAUUCUCAGUUUCUGAGCAUAAUUUCAAAGCACAGGAAAAAUACACUAUUGUUCAUGCAUUAAGAAAAGCCAUAAAAAAAGUUGAACGUCACUCACAUUUUAGGAAUCUUGGAAGACCUAAACAAGAUUUAGUGAAUGCCCCCUCCCUGGAAGCACUCAAGACCAAGCUGGCUGGGACUUUGAGCAAGAGGGAGAUGUCCUUGCCCAUAGCAGGGGUUGGAACUAGAUGAUCUUAAAGGUCUCUUCCAACCCAAACCAUUCUAUGAUUCUGUGAUUCUGUACCAUCACUUAGAAUAAACAAACCAUACAGAAUUGUUCUCAGUAGCCCCAGAGUGCUUUAUCUUAUAUUAAGCAACCAAGACACCUGUCAUGAACUAUAUUGCUUUCAGAAACUGUAACUUCAAUGAGAUAACCUGUUUGUUAGUGUGAAAUCUGUGAAUCCUAGAAGAAAAAAAGUUCAGGAGGAAGGAUUGGUACAGUUAUGGGCUGACGCUUGAGAAAAUCUCUUCUUGCAACUGAAUGGAAGUCACAUCCAUCUCCUUCAGCCAUCUCUCCAUGUAAAUGAAGCCAGAACGGAACACAGAAUCACAGGGGAAAAAACAUUUAAGGAGAAGAAGAUAUGGAAUUAGUUAUGCCAAAGUAUGUGCUGAUACUUAAUAGAUAAAAAUCAAUUCUUACGCAAGCUUUUGGAAAAUGCUAACAGAGUUUACAUGACAGAAAAUAAAUUUCCAGCCCCAAAGAAGGAAUGUACAAAGCACAGAUAUAGAAUUCCACACUGAGUAACUAAAGACCCCCUUAAUUAAUUACCUACUGCCUGGGUUUGUCACCAUAUUUGUACUUAUCUAAUCCCAUGCUCAAGUGCUUCCUUUCAGCUGCAGGUUUCUACUGAAGGACACACUCCCACUAAAGCCCUACUUUCUGAAAUCUCACUUUUCUCAAAUCACAUAUCCAUUCAAUACAUCCUUUAAAACACCCUGUGGAUAUUUCCCCUAUGAAUA
This is a messenger RNA of Meleagris gallopavo (turkey), 2807 nucleotides long. Its product is annotated as epidermal retinol dehydrogenase 2-like. Gene Ontology annotation, molecular function: oxidoreductase activity, acting on the CH-OH group of donors, NAD or NADP as acceptor. Gene Ontology annotation, cellular component: lipid droplet. The record is from RefSeq and is a predicted model, not a curated record. Lineage: Eukaryota; Metazoa; Chordata; Aves; Galliformes; Phasianidae.